Messenger RNA from Akanthomyces muscarius, 2163 nucleotides. RefSeq lists its product as uncharacterized. The coding region runs from base 1 to 2163 and encodes 720 amino acids. Gene Ontology annotation, cellular component: transcription factor TFIIIC complex. The record is from RefSeq and is a predicted model, not a curated record. Gene Ontology annotation, biological process: 5S class rRNA transcription by RNA polymerase III; transcription initiation at RNA polymerase III promoter. The transcript is spliced from 6 exons. Gene Ontology annotation, molecular function: DNA binding. Lineage: Eukaryota; Fungi; Ascomycota; Sordariomycetes; Hypocreales; Cordycipitaceae.
AUGGUGACGAAUCUUGAAGGAUUACUGGAGCGCAUAGUGCUUCUUUCAUCUUGCGCUGGUGAACAAGGUUGUCCUGUAUCGGAACUUCUCGCAUCGAUUCUCGUCUUGCUUUCGAUUAGCGAGCGCGAGCCGUCGCAAACUGAAAUCGUCCAUAUCCUGGAAAAUCCACAGUCGGAUGCCUAUCGCACCACUGCAGUUAUCUGGACCUGGGUCGCAGAGAGGAAAGAUAUCUCCGUUGGAUAUGACCGGAAAUACAAUGCUUAUCCCUUAACCCAGAUACUUUCCCUGGGUACAAAAUCGCCCGUCGUGGAGGCCUCAGCACCCGCGCCACCCUCAGAGACAAUUACACAGGAGAAAGAAGCCGUGCGCAUAUAUGUAUCGGAAAAUACUAUGUGGGAAUCGCUAACUGGGCAUGGUGUCGAUCACAAACGCAUUCCUCGAUCCGAAUGGAUCCUUCUACAAGGCAUCGCCUCCACCACGGGCAAAGGGAUUCUGCAAGGUGAUUUGGAGAAGGGCUACAUAACGAAGCGGACUACUCUGGUUCGCGGUACGAAGACAAGCAAGCUCUGGCUCAAGUUCCUCGCGCCGUCCACACCAGACGAGACGAAGGAAAGAAACGAAACAGAGACAAACAUCACUCUCUCAAGGCAAUGCUUAGUCGAUAGCUUGGAGCCUGUUCCGUGGCACACGAGAUGGACGGGUGACUCCAUCGACUACAAAGUACUUGCGACUACUGUCAUGGCAAUCUGCAAAGAGUGGAACGUCAUGCGCCUUCAAGAUUUGAAGUCAAAGCUUGGAGUUUUGGGAAUGACUUGGCAGAUGAAAGUCGUUUCUAAAAUAUGCAGAUUUCUCAAUUCCCGGGGAACUAUUCGAUAUGUCGCCGCAAAGCUCAACAAUCGCAUCUUUAAAGACUGCAUUCGCUUCAACAGAGACAUGAAUGCGAGGGACUGGUCCAUUUUCUUGGCCACCGGUAAACGGACAACAAAAUAUUCCAGGCUCUCUACACAAGAGAAUGGCGAAGAUGAAAUCAUCACGACUAAUGCCUUGAGGGGUGUUCAAGGGUUUGGAGAAUCGCAAUGCCCGUUGUGGUCUAUUUACACUCCGAUAACUUCUCUUGUUGCUCUUUGUAUCGAAGAAGCAGGGUCUGAUGGUUUAACGAAUCCACAACUGUGCGCGAUAACGAUUGGAUCCAGCUUCACUCGCUAUCUGGCUGGCCUGACAGCUGCGAUAUCGACGGACAACAUACAACCAAGCAACGUGAGGCAUCUCGCUGUCAAAAGUGAGCGCGGUCGGCCUGGCAAGUCUUCUUCAUUGUAUUGGUACUCUAUGGUGAAUCUGGGAACACAGCAGCACGAUGCUCCUCAGAAAACCCACCAGUCAAAGCCGAAGCGCAAACAAGAUAGCAGCAGAUCUUCUGAGCUAUACGGCUUCACAUCUCUGGCCCUUGGGAACGUUCACACCGCUCAAGCAUCAAGACUACCGUCCACCCUACCACCAACACUAUCGGACCUGUGCCAACGAGGCCUUUCCCAGCAGAAAAGAAGAGGCCGCCCAAAGAAGAUCAGGCCGGAACUACGAAACGGCUCCCACGACGUGCUUCCUCGCGAAUCCACGGCGGUGCGAAACACAGCAAUAGGAGGAGUUCGUGAGGCUGCCGCCCGAUCGGUGGUCAUGAAGGAAGAAAGAGACACCGCACCGAGCGAUCAGGCGGUCGAAAGAGAGCCUCAUGGAGACACUGUUGAAGUGGAGAUCUUAGAUGAAAGGCCAGGUGACCAGAUACCGGAACCAGCAGUGCGUGGUCGUGGUCGUCCGAGGAUCCGCGAUGACGGACAAACCGGUCGAAAAGCUCCCAGCAAUCAUCAGUUCAGAUGCGAAAAUUGUUCUGACAUGUCUAUUCUAUCUGGCCAAGCAGAGCUCCUGACGGCCAUCUCAGCACUUCCACCGCGGCAAGUCGAUCCUUUUGCAAAACCCUAUGCACGGCAAGCUGCCGUGCAGCUUCAUGCCAUAUCUGAAGUUCCCGAGGCACAUGCUGCCGGUCUCGCCUUGACGCUACAAGACUUUGCUGCCACUGCUGAUAGCGUCAAAGACACUCCCGAGAGGCCGCGAAUGAAAAUCACACGGAGCCCUUCCGGCUGGGAAGUCACUCGAGAUUUUGGUCUGUGA